Molecule: messenger RNA, 2202 nt
Organism: Antrostomus carolinensis (chuck-will's-widow)
Lineage: Eukaryota; Metazoa; Chordata; Aves; Caprimulgiformes; Caprimulgidae
Gene: PRG4
Product: proteoglycan 4
Exons: 7
Source: RefSeq, a predicted model, not a curated record
CCCAAACCUGAAGACACACCCCCGGAGGCACCAACCACCAAGACAGACUCUCCGACCACCCCCAAACCUGAAGACACAACCAAGGCAGAUCCUCCCACCACCCCAAAAACUGACGAGACAACCCCACAGGCAGCAACGACCAUGGCAGACUCUCCAACCACCCCCAAACCUGAAGACACAACCCCAGAAGCACCAACAACCAAGGCAGAAUUGCCCACCACCUCCAAAGCUGAAGCCACAACCCCGGAGGCAUCAACCACCAAGGUGGCAUCUCCCACCACCCCCAAACCUGAAGAGACAACCCCACAGGCACCAACCACCAAGGCAGACUCUCCAACCACCCCCAAACCUGAAGACACAACCAAGGCAGAUCCUCCAAGCACCCCCAAACCUGAAGACACAACCCCACCGGAACCAACAACCAAGGCAGACUCUCCAACCACCCCCAAACCUGAAGCCACGACCCCGGAGGCACCAACAACCAAAGCAGAUCCUCCAACCACCCCCAAACCUGAAGACACGACCCCGGAGGCACCAACCACCAAGACAGACUCUCCGACCACCCCCAAACCUGAAGACACAACCAAGGCAGAUCCUCCAACCACCCCCAGACCUGAAGACACAACCCCAGAGGCACCAACCACCAAGGCAGAAUUGCCCACCACCCCCAAAGCUGAAGCAGUCACAACGGUUUCAGAAGCAAGAGCAGAGAAGGAAAUUACAACUCCUGCACCCAAAGUAACAACCAGCACAAUAGCUGACAAAAACGAGAAAACAUCUGCUGAAAAUGUUCCUGCUCCUGUAACCACAGAGCUGAGAACUGACAUGGAAACAACCACGGUCAACAAAGUGGUAACAGCACCCAAGAAAGACACAACUACCGCGCUUCAGCACAUGUUAACAAGUAGGAAAGACACAACUGCUGUAACGACAGCGAUAACAGCUCAACCAGGUGGCUCUCCUGAAGGACAGGACUUCCAGGAGAUUCCAAAUACGAGUCCUCCAGCCAAGCAGGCUGUGACUGCAGCAGCUGAACUGGGAACAACUACUGCGGACAAAAAUCCCGCAACAACGGCUGGGGAAAAAGAGGCAACGACCAUCAAAGAAACUAGUGUCACACCUGCAACAGAGAGGGAAGAGGCCACUGAGAAGGCCCCGAGUAUUCACAAGGCAGAGGAAAGUGCAGUUACCAAAGAGACCAGUACAAGAGAGAAAAAAGACACAAUAGAAGAAAUGUUUCUUGUUUCCAAAGGGACAUCCAAGCCAACUCUACAUUUCCAGGAGGUUACUGACACACGAGAUGAGCCUCAACCAUCUGACCCUGAAAAUCUGCCGGUGAAAGAGCCUGAGAUAAACAAGCCUUUAACAGAGACUGCAGACUUGCAAAUUGUACCUGGAGAAACACAAGAGAAAAAGGACGAGAAGGACCUGUGCAACGGGAAGCCAGCGAACGGCAUGGUGGCCCUGCCCAACGGCACCCUGGCCGUCUUCAGAGGUCACUACUACUGGCUGCUGAACGGCAGGAACCCGCCAACCACCAACCCCCGCCGGAUCAGCGACGGCUGGGGCAUCCCGUCCCCCAUCGACGCCGUCUUCUCGAGGUGCAACUGCGAUGGCAAGACCUUCUUCAUCAAGGGUCCCCUGUACUGGCGUUUCACUAACGGCGUUAUGGAUAAAGGGUACCCCAAACCUCUUGCAAACGGAUUCGCAGGGCUAAGUGGGAAAAUAGCAGCAACCCUCCCCGUGGCAAGAUACAACAACAGACCAGAAUCUGUUUAUUUUAUCAAAAAAGAUGGCAACAUGCAGCAAUACGUGUACAGACAAGAACCAGCCAAGAAAUGUCAAAGAAGAGCCCAGGUUACCAUCAGAUACCCAGCUUAUGUCCCAAGACUCAUCAUAAGGAGACGCUUCCCACGUGCAGUCAGAAUGCCAACCGUUAUUCAGACUGUCAGAAUCAACCCAUAUCCAUCUGGAGUUCUGCGUAAGGAAAUCAAAAUGACUGCCUACUGGAGAGGGCUCCCCAAAGUUAUCCACUCAACUCUGUCGCUACCCAACCACAAUAAGCCCGACGGCUACGAUUAUUACGCCUUCUCUUACAAUCGGUACUACAGUUUGGACAUUGGCAAAAGAAUAGCAAGACCUGUCACCGCUCUCACAGGAAAGACUGUAUCCAAAGACUGGUACAACUGUCCUAGCAAGUGA